GCCAGCCGUUCAACAGGUAGUGUUAGUCACCCCACAGGGAGUGCAGGUGAUUCAUUAAUCCCCUGCAUAACUGAACAGCAAUGGCUUGGCUUCCGUGAGUGAUAGGGAGAAUUGACCGUGUCCGAUUAAAAAUCCCUCAUUACUGCUCCGCUGAAGUAAAUUUCCGACAAUAAACAUGACGUUGCAUCAGGAUAACAUAUCACCUGCAAACGUGCAAAAUUUCGAGACGAAACACGACCCCCAAAUGGCACUUUAGCGAGCCGCCUUAUAGUAUUAUGAUAUAGAUAAAGUGGGAAAAAAAUUAGUACAAGGAUUUUCAGUAUAAAGUGGGAAAUAUUAGCACGAGGAUUUUCAGUAUAAAGUGGAAAAUAUAAGUACAAAGAUUUUCAGUGGGCAAGUACAUGCCGAUGUUUGAUAAUCCGCCCCUGCAGUUAGUGAUCAGAGCCAACCCGCAGCCGAAAGCAGUCCUUCACAAUGGCUUCAGAUGUCCACCAUGAAAAAGGUUCAGGUGUCCACCAUGAAAAACGCAACGGCCUGGGAAAGAUUGGCCAGCAGUGGAUUUUUUGCCUAACAAAGAAGCGCUACAGCGUAAGCCAUCUGCUGGUAGUCAUUGGGACUUUCGUGACCUACAUGACCAUCAGAAGCUGGUACUGCAACGGAGCCAUCCAACCGUCUUGCUGUAGCGACCAAAUCAACAUUCCUGGACUACUCACGAACUGGACAAAACCAACGUAUCACUUCGAAUCGAAUAAACCCGUCCCAAAGAUGGUGCACUUCUGCUGGUACGGCGGGCUCCGCCGCACAAACUUUCGGUUCUAUCAUUUGAUAAGCGUUUUAAGUGCGUACAAACAUAUCAAACCGUCUGUGAUAUAUUUUUGGUACGAUUAUAUCCCGCAGGGGGCGCUUUGGAGGGAUGUUUUGAAACGGGUUCCGAUUAUGAAGUUAAAGCACCGCCCGGCGCCGACACAUACUUAUCAUCGUUCGUUGGGCCGGUACGAUCAGCACCAGUCGGACGUCGUCCGCUUGGAGGUUUUGAUGGAGUUUGGCGGAAUUUAUAUGGAUCUGGACGUGGUGGCGCUCAAGUCGUUCGACCCCCUACUCGAGUUCGACACUACCAUGGGGUACGAGGACAGGAAUCGGCUAUGCAAUGGGAUUAUCAUAUCGAAACCUAACGCCCCUUUCCUCAGACUCUGGCACUUGGAGUACGCAACUUUUGACGACAAUAGCUGGGCAUUUCACUCGGUGGAGCUACCCGCGAUCUUGGCUGAAACGUAUCCGCGGAUUAUUCAUACGGAGGAGAGAUCCCUCCACCGUCCGAACUGGAAGGAAUGGAGAUGGAUGUACAAGACUGGCAUGUUGUAUGACUGGUCCAAGAACUUCGCCGUCCAUUUAUUUUAUAUCCACACUCUUGGAUUGACUGAACACUCCCCGGAAAGUAUAAAAAAGUUAGACACAACCAUGGGACAGAUAUUUCGAUAUAUCUACUAUGGGAGUAAGGAAUUUGUACAAGACUAGUGUUGUAUACAGGGUGGUCCAGAAAAAAAAGCAACCGGAUACUUCCACUACAAGGUGAUUAAAACUAUUGAUACAACUGGAUGAGGAAUCUUUGUAGAAGAAGGAUGAUACCAAGAUCGACCGAUUCUGUUCAGUAGGUUUUGUUUUAGAGACGUUUUUGUGAAGCAAGGUUGGAGUCCCUUGGCAAGGUUCAAUGUAGAAAAACCGCACGGUUCUGUUGUAGGUUACAAACAUCUCGGUAGUGUGCUGAGGCCUGGCCAUGCUAACACGACCUUUACUCUGUUGCAAAUGGUCACCAGAAACCUUGUCGACAUUAUUUUAGUUCAGUAUUAUUACCUAACACUUAAUCCACCUACUUACAAUUUACCGACACAGUUUCGAUUUUUCCUAUGCGCGGAUGAAGCCUGUCUGUGAUUCACAAAAUAGGCUCUAAAACAAAAACUACUGAACCAAAUCUUUCGAGUUUGGUAUCAUUCCUCUCCUAGGA
Molecule: messenger RNA, 2002 nt
Organism: Lineus longissimus
Lineage: Eukaryota; Metazoa; Nemertea; Pilidiophora; Heteronemertea; Lineidae
Exons: 3
Coding region: 475-1515 (346 amino acids)
Source: RefSeq, a predicted model, not a curated record